ACAAAGUCUUGGUGAGGUGCUGCCAUUUCAUCCGUCCUCGGUCUCUGCGCCUUUCGCAGAGCUUCCAGCAGCGCUAUGUGGAGCCAGAGCAUCCGGAGGUUCACAACCUCUGUGUUCUGUAGGAGCCACUAUGAGGAGGGCCCUGGGAAGAAUUUGCCAUUUUCAGUGGAAAACAAGUGGUGGUUACUAGCUAAGAUGUGUUUGUACUUUGGAUCUGCAUUUGCUACACCCUUCCUUAUAGCAAGACACCAACUGCUUAAAACAUAAGGAUGUUUCAGUUCAUCCAUUUAACAGAUAUGAAGAGUAUUUUAAGAGGUGCAGCCUCUGGAAAUGGAUCAAACUCGAACUCAUAUGGCAUACUAGAUAUGUUUGUCAAUAAACUUAUGACAUGAAGAAAAAAA
Piliocolobus tephrosceles (Ugandan red Colobus) is the source of this 401-nucleotide messenger RNA. Its product is annotated as cytochrome c oxidase subunit 7C, mitochondrial-like. Lineage: Eukaryota; Metazoa; Chordata; Mammalia; Primates; Cercopithecidae. The record is from RefSeq and is a predicted model, not a curated record. Bases 76 to 267 code for a protein of 63 amino acids. Gene Ontology annotation, cellular component: respiratory chain complex IV. Gene Ontology annotation, biological process: mitochondrial electron transport, cytochrome c to oxygen. The transcript has a single exon.